AAAUGCUACCAGUUCACAUGACGAGUCAUGGUUUAUUCACUCGGAGCGGCUGCUACCGACUCUAACCGCGUCUAACGACAGUUUCUACCAGGAAGACGAGCUUUAGGAACAACAAACAACUCUUCUCCGUUUAUAUUCAGAGAGCAGAGGAACGUAAACAACAACAGGAAGAAGGACAACAACAACAACAACAACAACAACAACAGUGACGCUUCAGUUUAAGCUAACGGUCCGUCAAGUCAAGUGCAGUUCGCCGCGUAGACCCACCUGCGCCUACAGCCUGCAGAGACACAACACCACCUCCGGGGGCUAUUAUCUCUCUUUAACAGGGGGGGACAAAAAGAAGUAAAGUCCGCCCGGAAGGAUGAAACUCUCCCACGCUUUGGCCGCGCUCAUCAUCGCCUGGUGUGCGGUUUUAGGUUGCAUUCAGGCUGUCACUCUUGAGGUGAAGCAGGGGAACUCCACCUGCAUUAAGGCUGAGCUCUCUGCCUCGUUCUCCAUCACGUACAACACCUCCAGCAGCACAAGAACAGUGCAGGUGCCUCUGCCUGACUCCACCACAGUAGAUACAGGCAGCAGCUCGUGUGGCACAGCCGACAGCUCGCCAUGGCUGGUGGCGGUGUUUGGACCUGGCCAUGCGCUGGGGCUGAGCUUUUCAUCCAAUGGAAGUCAGUACAGUGUCGCUAACCUCACGCUGCAGUACAACCUCAGCGACGCUUCCAUCUUCCCUGAGGCGAACAGCUCCGAUGUGGUGACUGUGGUGUCAGCUUCAGUUGGGAUCUGGGCGACGAUCAACACCACCUACCGCUGUGUGAGCCCCUCCACUUUUAGAGUUGGUGGGGCAACUGUCACUUUCUCUAAUAUGAGACUGGAGGCAUAUAUGCCAGGAAAUGACCUCAGUCCAACAGAAAGCGUGUGUAUGGCAGAUCAGGCCAGCACUACAGCUCCACCUACCACUGCCAGUACUACAACAACUGCAGCUCCAGCACCGACCCCUCCAGGAACACCUGAGCGGGGCACUUACUCUGUAAAAAACGGCAACGGCACUGUAUGUCUCCUGGCCCAAAUGGGACUGCAGCUCAACGUCUCUUAUUUCUCUGUGUCUCAGAAUAAGACUGUCCAAGAAUUAAUAAACCUGACACCAGAUCUGACAAACUCCUCAGGAUCAUGUGAGGCCAGCAGUGCUUCCUUGGUUUUGACACAGGAGCGAAGCACCACGCUCACCUUCAUGUUCAGUCUGAACUCCACGAGCAAAAAGUACCACCUGAGUGGGAUAACUGUGCUUGCUAAUUUGACUGAUGCAACUGCUCCCUUCACAGCCAGUAACACCAGCCUGGACUACCUGCGGAGUACGCUGGGCCGCUCCUACAUGUGCAACACUGAGCAAACUCUGGCUGUGGUGCCCACUUUCUCUCUCAACACAUUCAGACUGCAGGUCCAACCCUUUGCAGUCACUACCAACCAGUUUGCUACAGCGGAGGAGUGUCAGAUGGAUCAAGACCAGAUGCUCAUCCCCAUCAUUGUCGGAGCAGCUCUUGCCGGCCUGGUGCUGAUCGUCCUCAUUGCAUAUCUAAUAGGCAGGAAGAGGAGCCACGCUGGAUACCAGACCAUCUGAAUGAACCCAUUCAUUUCAUUUAAACCUGACAGACUGAACAGUGGAGAGAUGGAUCCCAGUGUGUGUGAGCAGGAACAUAAUAGACUAUGGACACGAGCAUGAGUGAAUGGAGGCAGUUAUUACUCUGGCGAGUGCAUGUUUUUGCAUUUAUCCUAUGUGACCUCUGGAUAUUUUUUAUUUACCUUUCACUUUCUCUGUGAGAUGAUGAUGAGACGCCACAGACCUGCUAACUUUAGAUGGUGUGCAUCUUGAUAAAGCGUGAGAGGACCGAGUCUUCACACAGUCGAUGGAGGUAGUUUGAAUUUGCUGCGGCAAGUUCACUGUCAGCUGUUUACUCUUGCUUCAUGAAGUUCUAGGGGUUGGUUGGAUUUGCUUGAACUUGUUUUUAGCGGUGUAAUUAUUUAUAAAAAAAAAAAUCAUUUGCAAAUUAGAGUCAGAGGGAGGGUCAAAUGAAUUGAAGGACAAAGAUAAUUGUUUUUUUAUGGCUUGUGUGUGCAAGUAAAACCUUUCAAGUUAGGUGGAGUUUUAUUUUUACACCUACACAUGCUCACUAGCAUUUUUUUAACUACAUGAGCUAAAAAGGGAAAGCUCUGAGUGUUUUCCAAAUGUUUUCCUCCACAGUGGAGACUGUCCCAAUAGAGAGGCAAAAGUCCCGCCCCCUCUAGUGGACGAUUAUAGGACCUUAAAUUGGAAACAGAAAAUGUACAGUAGUUAACGGUGAGAAAAAUAAUUUUCUGAUCUUGUUUGAAUUGUGCCAGGAUUUUGUUAAUUUAAGAGAACAUUUUGCGAGUCAAGAAAGGUGCAGUUUGUUGAAAAACUAUUGAAAAAGACUACAGGAGUCGCAUAUGUCAUAGCUUUCUUUCUCUGAGGCCACGAUGCCUGUGUUUUGUACAGGGUCGUACUCGCACAAGUAGCAGUUCUUGCUUGUUCUUUUGCUUCCCGCUGAUAAAAACACCAGGAGUCGCUAGAUAAAACAAAUCAUAAUGAUAAACCUAAUUUUUGCGUAGAACCUGGCUAAAGUACCUAGCUAGCUAGCUGGUGUUAGCAUCCUGAAUUGUGCGAGAUGAAAGCUGUAGUUUACCUACGACAAAGUGCCACUUCCUUGACUUGGAAAAUUAUCUUUUAAAUUAACAAACAUCAUAAGUAUAAAUUAAUGGCACAGUUUGAACAGGAUCAAAUAAUUGUUCGUCUUUUAGUAUGGACUACUGUAAUAUCUGAAAUAAGGUCCCAUGGGUAAAGUGGCGAGGGGAAGGACUUUGUCUCUACAGUGCACUGAGGCACAGCUUAAUUCAGCUAAUUAAACACAAUCCGGUAAUUGUGAUGAUGAAAAGGUGGAGAGCUGCUUUGUGUAAUCAGUGUGUAGUGGUCUGGCCAUACACAGAGUGCAACUCUGCAUUACUAAAAUGUGUUUAACAUUAUAAGUGAACAGGUGCAUGGAUUCAUCUCCCAUUCUCCUGCUUCCCCCCCCUCUCUCCUUAAAGAAAUGUUAAUAUGAAUUGUAGUGAUUUGAUCUUUUAUUUUUAUAGAAAAUGGUUUGAUUUCGUUUUCUAUUAUGCCUCUUACUGAAAGUUAAUAAAAAUAUUAAAAGUC
Messenger RNA from Epinephelus lanceolatus (giant grouper), 3205 nucleotides. RefSeq names its product lysosomal associated membrane protein 1a (gene lamp1a). Gene Ontology annotation, biological process: establishment of protein localization to organelle. NCBI's taxonomy places the organism in Eukaryota, Metazoa, Chordata, Actinopteri, Perciformes, Serranidae. Gene Ontology annotation, cellular component: plasma membrane; lysosomal membrane; late endosome membrane. The record is from RefSeq and is a predicted model, not a curated record.